AUCUUAAGAUGCACCUCAAUCUUGGCCUGAUUUUAACCAGCAUCGUCUUGGCUGCCGGAUCACCGAUUUUGGAGUACGGAGCACCACCGAGCGGGGAUACCAUCGGCCAGUACCACACCCAGGAUGAGCACGGCCAGUACGCCUACGGGUAUAUGGCUCCGUUGUACUCCAAGCACGAGACCCGCACUCUGGAUGGUGUCGUCCAUGGUACCUUCUCCUAUUUGGAUGCCCAUGGUGACACGCAGACUGUGGACUAUGUGGCCGAUGCCAAUGGUUUCCGUGUAACCUCCAAGCUGCCCAACCAGGAGGCCAACAAGGAAACUCCGGAGGUAGCUGCCCUCAGGGCCGAACAUCUGGAGGCCCACAAGCAGGCCAAGUUGAGGUUGGCCGGUGGCUCGUCCUUCGCUCCAGAACCAGUCCAGGACACACCCGAAGUAGCUGCCGCCAAGGUUGCAUUCUUCAAGCGCUUCGAAGCCGAGAAGCUGCGAAAUCAAUUACUUGGGGAGAAGAUCCAGGUGAUCGCAGCUCCUCCAGCUCCAUCACCACUUGCCGUUCGCUCCCAACCGAUUUACGUUUAUCAACCAGCCAGUGGAUAUGUCUACAACAUCCAUUCCAAGAGUCCUGCUCAGGCUCCUUCAAGGAACUAUCUGCCAGUCGUUUAA
Messenger RNA from Drosophila bipectinata, 662 nucleotides. RefSeq names its product Cuticular protein 72Eb (gene Cpr72Eb). Gene Ontology annotation, cellular component: chitin-based extracellular matrix. Gene Ontology annotation, molecular function: structural constituent of chitin-based larval cuticle. The record is from RefSeq and is a predicted model, not a curated record. Lineage: Eukaryota; Metazoa; Arthropoda; Insecta; Diptera; Drosophilidae.